UGUUCUCAUUGCUAUAAAAAAGUAAAGCGCAAAUAAUUCAGCAGUAAUUCUAGUUCCCCAUCAUCAUUUUUCUACAUCUCUCCUUUGUUAACAAUGGCAGAAACACCUGUUGUGACUCCUCAUAUUGCAAUAUUACCAUCUCCUGGUAUGGGUCACUUAAUCCCUCUUGUUGAAUUCUCUAAAAGACUCAUUCAAAAUCACCAUUUUUCUGUUACUCUUAUUCUUCCUACAGAUGGUCCUGUCUCUAAUGCUCAGAAAAUUUACCUUAAUUCACUCCCUUGUUCCAUGGAUUAUCACCUUCUUCCACCUGUAAACUUCGAUGAUUUACCACUAGAUACUAAAAUGGAAACUCGUAUUUCCCUUACUGUUACACGUUCUCUUCCUUCACUACGUGAAGUCUUUAAAACACUUGUUGAAACCAAGAAAACAGUUGCUCUUGUUGUUGAUCUUUUUGGUACUGAUGCAUUUGAUGUUGCAAAUGAUUUUAAGGUUUCUCCUUAUAUUUUUUACCCUUCUACUGCUAUGGCUUUGUCUCUGUUUCUUUACUUGCCUAAGCUUGAUGAAACUGUGUCAUGUGAGUAUAGAGACUUGCCUGACCCGGUUCAGAUUCCGGGUUGUAUUCCUAUCCAUGGAAAGGAUCUUCUUGACCCGGUUCAGGACAGGAAAAAUGAAGCUUACAAAUGGGUUCUUCAUCAUUCAAAGAGGUAUAGAAUGGCUGAAGGAAUAGUAGCUAACAGCUUUAAAGAAUUGGAAGGUGGAGCUAUUAAAGCUCUUCAAGAAGAAGAACCCGGUAAACCGCCCGUUUACCCGGUUGGACCACUUAUCCAGAUGGAUUCGGGUUCGGGUAGUAAGGUUGACGGGUCAGAGUGUCUGACGUGGCUUGAUCAACAGCCACGUGGCUCUGUGUUGUAUAUUUCGUUUGGGAGUGGUGGGACCCUCUCUCAUGAGCAGAUGAUUGAACUUGCAUCAGGUUUGGAAAUGAGUGAACAAAGGUUCUUGUGGGUAAUUAGAACCCCCAAUGACAAAAUGGCUAAUGCCACUUAUUUUAAUGUCCAAGACUCAACUAACCCUCUUGAUUUCCUACCAAAAGGGUUCUUGGAAAAGACAAAAGGGUUAGGUUUAGUGGUGCCCAAUUGGGCCCCACAGGCUCAAAUCCUUGGUCAUGGUUCAACUAGCGGGUUCUUAACUCACUGUGGAUGGAACUCGACUUUGGAGAGCGUGGUCCACGGGGUACCAUUCAUAGCUUGGCCACUCUAUGCAGAACAAAAAAUGAAUGCGGUUAUGUUAAGUGAGGAUAUAAAAGUGGCACUAAGGCCAAAGGCCAAUGAAAAUGGAAUAGUGGGACGAUUAGAAAUUGCUAAAGUUGUGAAAGGACUAAUGGAAGGUGAAGAAGGAAAAGGAGUACGCAGUAGAAUGAGAGAUCUUAAAGAUGCAGCAGCCAGAGUGCUGAGUGAAGAUGGUUCUUCUACAAAAGCACUAGCUGAAUUGGCUACUAAAUUGAAGAAAAAAGUGUCAAAUAAUUGAUAUUGCUAGCCACUAUUUUUUAUUGCCAAACUCCAUGUCUAUAGCUUGUUCCAGUCCUAGUUAGUAGCAAUUGUGCUUGGCAAUCGAAAAGUUAAACAUGUUUUGGCUUAUGACUUUGUAUACAGCUACGAAAAUUACAUAUGAACUACUCCCUCCUAUUCUUAA
Messenger RNA from Lycium ferocissimum, 1689 nucleotides. RefSeq names its product hydroquinone glucosyltransferase-like. The record is from RefSeq and is a predicted model, not a curated record. Gene Ontology annotation, molecular function: UDP-glycosyltransferase activity. The transcript has a single exon. Lineage: Eukaryota; Viridiplantae; Streptophyta; Magnoliopsida; Solanales; Solanaceae. Bases 94 to 1524 code for a protein of 476 amino acids.